Centropristis striata (black sea bass) is the source of this 762-nucleotide messenger RNA. RefSeq names its product low affinity immunoglobulin gamma Fc region receptor II-a-like. Gene Ontology annotation, molecular function: transmembrane signaling receptor activity. NCBI's taxonomy places the organism in Eukaryota, Metazoa, Chordata, Actinopteri, Perciformes, Serranidae. The transcript has 7 exons. The record is from RefSeq and is a predicted model, not a curated record. The coding region runs from base 1 to 762 and encodes 253 amino acids. Gene Ontology annotation, biological process: cell surface receptor signaling pathway.
AUGGAGGUCACAGCUCUCUUCACACUAUUGCUGCUCGAAUUCACUCUGCUGAACAGUCACACUCUGAAAAGUGAUGCAGCUUUUCUUCGUAUCACUCCAAACAGACUGCAACACUUUAAAUCAGACUCUGUGUCUUUUGACUGUGUCGGGUCUGAUGCCUCAACUAAACUGAGAGUGUUCAGGGAGUCUAAGGAAAUUGAUCCUGCAUGUGAUAUUAAGUCACCAACAGGGUCGUCCUGCACCAUUGAGAGAAUCUAUCCAUCAGACAGUGGAGAGUACUGGUGUGAGACUGGAGGAGGAGAGAGAAGCAACAGCGCCAACAUCACUGUCACUGAUGGACCAGUGAUCCUGGAGAGUCCUGUCCUCCCUGUGAUGGAUGGAGACUCUGUGACUCUGAGCUGCAGGACUAAGACUAAUUUCACCAACCUCCAAGCUGAUUUCUUCAAAGAUGGCCGCCUCAUCAUGGAGAGCUCUGCAGAGAAGACCAUUAAAAGUGUUUCCAAGUCUGAUGAAGGACUCUACAGGUGCAGCAUCAGUGGUGGUGGAGGAUCCCCAGAGAGCUGGCUGGCUGUCAGAGAGCCCCACUCCAAAGCCCCCAACCCCCCGAAAGUCCUCUUCCUGCUGUGGAUCGCUGUCACGGUGUUGAUGUUGGCUCUGGUGCUGCUGCUGAUGGGUUUCCUUCAUAUCAGGAACCGCAGAGUGUGGGCUGUGGAGGACGCUGCAGACAAUCCAGACAGUGUGACACGCUGCAGACUCAGCUGA